Molecule: messenger RNA, 1603 nt
Organism: Daucus carota subsp. sativus
Lineage: Eukaryota; Viridiplantae; Streptophyta; Magnoliopsida; Apiales; Apiaceae
Product: protein BIG GRAIN 1-like B
Exons: 1
Coding region: 372-1505 (377 amino acids)
Biological process (GO): auxin-activated signaling pathway
Source: RefSeq, a predicted model, not a curated record
GUGCGUUUUGAGCCUCCUGUCAAAGUCCUCCAGCUGGGCUAACGGGGCAUGUUCAAAAAGCAGUGAAGUGCUUUGAGUCGUUAUAAGAAUGAAAACUAAUAAUCUUUCUUUCGAUCUGUUCUCCACUUCUCUCCCUCUCUUGAGUUGUUGAUCAUUAACAUAACCUCAACACUUAUUCUUAUUAUUACCAUCCUCUUCAGGCUCUGUCCUCUGCCUUUGAUUACUUCCUCUUAACUACCAAACACUUGUAUUCAUCACUAUACUUUAAUUUGUCUACUUUUACUACACUUGAGCCUUAUGUUUCCAUAACUAAAUCAUUUACUUCUCCAUCAUAUUUCAUCAUCUUUCAUCUGGUUGCUAAGUUCGCAGGUAUGGACAAGUACAGGAAACAUAAUUAUACUUCUCUACCCGGAGACAGCAAGAGAUACACGAGUCGCGGUGAAAGAGAUCAGAAUCCUUCCUUCUCAUCCACUCUGCUGGACCAAAUUUAUCGGUCAAUUGACGAAAACAAUGAUCAUCGUGUCGCGGUUGAUGAUGAGGUUGUGCUUUCCAGGGAGACUGUGACGAUUAAAAAGAAGAAACAGUACAUUUAUACAAGUGUUGAGAAAAAAGAAGCAGCACAUUUUCAGCGAAUUGAGAAAAAUAAGGCCUCUGACAACAUAUACCAGAGGAAAAAUGGCGAAAAUUAUGGCGGCCUAAUGACUUUGAAUUCAAGUUGGAGCUCUUCGGAUUCUAGCUCUGGAGGCCUCUUCUCCUCCGAAGCUGAUUCAAAUUAUGGAGUUUCAUCGUUGUAUGCUCAUAGGCCUAAGCCUAUCAGGACCAGCACCGAGAAAAUUUCACACGAAGAGAAGCGAAAGCACACAUCUGACAGUGUCGUUAAGAGAUCAAAAUUGAAAGCAGUACUUAAGAUUUACGGUGAUUUGAAAAAUGUGAAGCAGCCAAUUUCACCAGGCGCUAAGCUGGCUAGUUUUCUCAAUUCGCUUUUCAGUGCACGAGAAAAUACUAAAAAAGGAAAAUUUUCAGGAGCUAAUUCAUCCACCGCUUCUGCAUGCUCAGCUUCCAGGUCAUGUCUAAGCAAAACUCCAUCAACAAGGGAAAAAUUAUCUGACAGUGCCGCGAAAAAGUCAGUGCGGUUCCAUCCUGUCAGUGCCAGUAUGGACAAAAGUAGUCAGCUGCAGCGCGGCAAUAGGGGAAAUGAUUCAGAAGUUCCUGAUCAGAGAAACCGCGUGAAUGAUGAGGUAAUGUAUGAUCUCAGGAGGAAAAACCAGAGAGUUGAAGAAAGAACCAGAGAAUUGCUGCAGAAUUACGCGAGGAAAGCUGAAUCAGAGAGCGACGAGGAUGAAGAUGAAGAUGAUGAUGAUGCUAGUUAUGCAAGUUCUGAUUUGUUUGAGCUUGAUAGUCUUAACAAUUGUGGAAUUAAUGUAAGGGGAGAUUACAUGGAGGAAUUGCCUGUAUAUGAAACUACUUAUCUUCAUGCUAACCUCCUAGCUCUGCAGACUAAUUAAUACUAGUAGUAAGCUGUAAUCUUGUGUAUCAUUAGCAUAAUUUUAUUUUUCUAGUUUCUGGUUUUGGCUUUCUGAGAAAUAAAACAAGAUUGUUAUGA